UAGACAUAGGAAAAGUGGAGAAGGCAAGUCUCAGCAAAUCAAAGAUUACAACUCCAGGUCCUGAUAAUCAAUUUAUAUUUUGGCCUAGAGGGCACAAAUUAUACCCAAAAGUUAUGUAAUGUGAUCUUUCAAAUUUCACACAGAGAAAUAUGGUUCACACAUAUGCACAUGUGCACCCGUACACUUCAAACCAAGUACACACCGCACUCCUCUACCAUGUAAACACAAAUAGUAAGUCAAGAUCACAAAAACCAUUGCAAAGAUUGCUAAUCACCCUGAACAUUUUUAUGGUGGUGGCACAAACAAACAAAUAGCAUUUAAUGAUUUACAAUAUUAAUUUAAAGGAGACGCAAAUUUAAAUACACAGGAUCAAAAUCUGUGCAAAUACUCUUUUCCUUAUUUGUAAUCAGUUAUAUGUAUAAUUACUGAAUGGCCAAAUGUUCUCCUUCUUCCCAUAUUCUGUCAAAAGGGCAAUGCCUCCUAUGAAGAUUUUCUGAAACAAGUAUUUUAUCCCACUCACUCAUGGAAAUGGUGUGAGUCCUGAUUUAGUAACCUGAAGUUAUCCCUCUUUUAUGAGGCAUAAAACUCUUCCUCGGUAAAUAAACAAGACUAAUGAAAUGUUCUUAAGAAAACUGGCACCAACAAUGAAAACAUCCAGAGCAGUCUACAAAUACCUAUUUGGGGGACUAUAUAAAAGUCUCAGGAAGGAAGAAGACUUUUGGAGUCAAGUAACUUGAGUUUUGCAACUAGUCUCUGUUCUUCACUUCCAAUAGGAUGCCUUCAGGCUGUUCUCUCACAUGCUGCUCUUCUGAGUCUGGUGCCAGGGCUUCUGAUUAUCCAUCUGUUUCAACAUGUUCUGUGGAAGCAGCUUGUCUCCCUAAUGCCUGUGUUACAUCCAGAUGCCAGACCCCCACUUUCCUAUCCAGGUCUCGCUUGUCAGCUGGUUGCCUCACACCAUGUUACUUUGCUGGGAGCUGUAAUAUUCCAUGCUUGAUUUUGUGCACAAAGGCGGAGAAUUCUAGACUUGCUGUACAGCUUGACAACUGCAAACUGACUGCCGAUGACUUUAGGUCAAAGUACGAGAGUGAACUGUCCCUUCGCCAGCUGGUAGAGAGUGACUUCGGUGACCUGUGCAAGAUCCUGAAUGAGCUGACCCUGUGCAAAUCUGACCUGGAGGCCCACGUGGAAUCUUUGAAAGAAGAUCUCUUCUGCCUUAAGAAAAGCCAUGAGGAGGAGGUCAACCUGCUUCGUGGACAGCUUGGUGACCGACUCAGUGUGGAGCUAGACACCGCCCCCACAAUCGACCUCAACAGGGUCCUGGAUGAGAUGCGUUGUCAGUAUGAAACGGUGCUCGCCAACAACCACAGAGACGUGGAAGAAUGGUUCGCUGUUCUGACAGAGGAGCUGAAUCAGCAGCAGCUGUCCAGCACAGAGCAGCUGCAAGGCUGCCAGACGGAGAUCUUAGAACUGAAACGCACGGCCAACGCUCUGGAGAUUGAGCUCCAAGCCCAGCAAAACUUGGCAGACUCUCUGGAAUGCACUGUGGCAGAGACCGAGGCCCAGUACAGCUUCCAGCUGGCCCAGAUGCAGUGCUUGAUCGACAACGUGGAGACGCAGCUGGCCGAGAUCCGCUGUGACCUAGAGCGGCAGAACCAGGAGUAUGAGGUGCUGCUGGACACCAACGCCAGGCUGGAGUGUGAGAUCAACACGUACCGGGGCCUCCUUGAGAGUGAGGAUGGCAGAAUUCCUUGUAACCGAGGUUCUACAACGUGCACGUCAGACAACACCUGUGAGCCGUGCUCAGCCUAUGUCAUCUGCACAGUUGAAAACCGCUGUGCUUGAAUGUUGACACCAAGCAUGGCUGAUGGAGGAAUUGAAGGCAGCCCACUGCAGGUUCCUAGAAAGGGAAUGGGGCUUCAGCCCGGGACAUUCAAACCUGAAAUGCACGUCAGGAAGGCUUUCAUAUCCUAAAGUUGUCCUCUAAGCAUCCGUGGUAUAUUUCUGCUUUAUCAUUUCUUCUACUGCCUAUUUGUGGUAUUCUAGAAGUCCAUAAAGCUUUCUUACUCAUCAUAAAAUAAAAUGUGUUUCAUUCCUUUGGGAUGGUAAAUACAGCUUUGUAGUUUAUUACUGUUGCUAUAGUAAUCUAGGUCUUACAAAUAGUCAUUUGAUCCAGGGAGAAUCAUCUAAAUCUAUGUCCAUAGUGUGAUUUUUCAUAAA
Molecule: messenger RNA, 2217 nt
Organism: Trichechus manatus latirostris (Florida manatee)
Lineage: Eukaryota; Metazoa; Chordata; Mammalia; Sirenia; Trichechidae
Gene: KRT40
Product: keratin 40
Exons: 7
Coding region: 775-1842 (355 amino acids)
Biological process (GO): epithelial cell differentiation; intermediate filament organization
Cellular component (GO): cytoskeleton
Molecular function (GO): structural molecule activity
Source: RefSeq, a predicted model, not a curated record